AAAGUCACCCAAUAUUCCCGGCCUUUGCUUCAUUAUCGUCUUCCUCGGUAAACCCUAGUCUCGCAGGGAGAAAAGGAAAUCCUGUGCGAAUCAGACCUCAACGUCUUUAUAGAUAAACCCUUGUCUCGGAGAAAGCAAAAACAGGAGCCUCUCUGCGAAUCAGACGUCAACAAUGGCGACUUCAUACGACUACGAAGAUGGCAGCUACUCGACCAAACAGCAGCACUCGGACUCUUCACUCGAGUCGUAUGACCCGAACUACGUCCCAGACCCGGUGAAGUCGUUCGUCGGCCAUCUUUACAGGCACAUUAGGGAGAAGAAUGUGUACGAGAUCCACCAGAUGUACGAGACUUCGUUCCAGAGCCUCAGCGAGCGCAUGUUCAAGGACACUCCCUGGCCUUCUGUUGACGCAGUCGCACCUUACGUCGACAACGACCAUGUCUUCUGCUUGCUUUACCGGGAGAUGUGGUUUCGCCACCUCUAUGCUCGCCUCUCCCCGACUCUCAAGCAGCGUAUUGAUUCGUGGGACAAUUACUGCAACUUAUUCCAGGUGGUUCUACAUGGGGUGGUAAACAUGCAAUUGCCAAACCAGUGGUUGUGGGAUAUGAUUGACGAAUUUGUUUACCAAUUUCAGUCAUUCUGCCAAUACCGUGCCAAGAUGAAGAACAAGACUGAACAGGAGAUUACAUUGCUGAAGCAGUUUAAUCAGGCAUGGAAUGUGUAUGGUGUUCUCAACUAUUUGCAAGCACUUGUUGAGAAAUCUCAGAUUAUCCAAAUCUUGGGAGAAGGAGAAAGAGGGCCUUGAGGAAUUCACUUCUACUGAUGGAUAUGAUUACAGUGGUGGAAGUAACGUCUUGAAAGUUUUGGGCUAUUUCAGUAUGAUUGGCUUGCUUAGGGUUCAUUGUUUGUUGGGUGAUUAUCAUACUGGCCUCAAGUGCU
Molecule: messenger RNA, 939 nt
Organism: Ipomoea nil (Japanese morning glory)
Lineage: Eukaryota; Viridiplantae; Streptophyta; Magnoliopsida; Solanales; Convolvulaceae
Product: eukaryotic translation initiation factor 3 subunit L-like
Exons: 3
Coding region: 173-805 (210 amino acids)
Biological process (GO): translational initiation
Cellular component (GO): eukaryotic translation initiation factor 3 complex; cytoplasm
Molecular function (GO): translation initiation factor activity
Source: RefSeq, a predicted model, not a curated record